AUGGUCUCCGACGAGACGUUCGAAAUAUGCCUCCCCGUCCUCCAGGACCCGAACCUCGACGAUGAUGACAAGACGGACAAAGUCGAAGAGCUUCUGAAGAAGGAGACCACUCUGAACGGCACGUCCCUGGAGAAUGCGGUGCUCGAUGUGCUUUGGCGAUAUCGCGAAGGUGGAGGCAGCGCAACCUCGCCUCCCCCGAUACGGCAGACCAUCCUUCGCCGACCCUCUCCGGCCUCCUGGCGGGGCUCCCCGACGCCCUUAUCCGGCUCUCCUCGCCUCGGAGUAAGCCCUCUUGCCCCGCCGGGGUUCGUCCCUACGAGCCUGAGCCGGACCAAGUCGUCGACAGUAUCGCCCUUCUCGUCUCCGCGCCCCUCGCCGCGGCUCGCGUUCGCUGCUCCAGUGAUACCACAUAGUCCGAGUCUAAAUGCCUACGAGUUUGCUAGUGAUACGAGCCCUUCGCAAGAGACGUUUGGUGACCCCCAGAUUGAGAAUGUUGAAUGGUUAGUGAGUGACGAUGCACUCAGUGUUGCUUCCUCCGUGGGAACAUCGAGCGGCCUCAAUGCCGCCGCCCCCGAGUACGUGUCUGCUCAACAGACGGACAUGACUCCCUAUGACAUGCUUCGCUCCAUCCUCGGGCAGUCCAAGUCUGACGAAGAGAUCGAGACGGCGCUCGCCAUGCACGGUUACGAUCUAAGCGCCACUAUUGCGUCCAUAAUGGAAACUCAGGGCCUGGAUUCGACAAACGCGACGGGGCUCACGCCCGAGUCCAAGAGCGUGCUCAUCGGCAAAUCCAUGACGCCCGACGGAAGACCUAGUACGCCGUCGGCCCAGCACAAGGCCGGUAUCAUCUGCAAAUUCUACCUAUCUACCGGACAGUGCCUCCGGGCGGACUGUCGAUUUAGCCACGAUCUCAGCAAUCACAUUUGCAAGUACUGGGUCAUGGGCAACUGCUUGGCUGGUGAUACGUGCAUCUUCUCUCACGACCCAGCUCACCUCAUGAACAGGCUCAACGUGGAAGGCAGCAGCACUCCGCCUCCGAAGAACCAGAAUUUGCAGGUCCAGGAUUUCAGCUCGUUUCCAUCGCUCCGGCCAGGAACCCCGGAGCUCAACCCCUACGCUGCUAGCUUCAACUACCCGGCCGCCGGGGUCACUCCUCCGCCUGGGCUGAAGCCCGCGCACGGCUACGCCGGCAGCGAAGCCUCUCACCCGCGAUCGCGGCCCGGGAGUCGGCACCAGGCCAAAGAGGGCCUGAGUGCCCCGUCGAUGGAUGAUAACGACGCAUUUCCUUCCCUCGGGUCCGCUUCCGCCAAGCCUAGUAAGAAGCAUCACGGCAAGCGUGGCGGCCACGGCCACGGCCACAAAGAGAAUUUCACGCCAAGCUCUCUAGCAGACAUCGUAAAGAUGUCGCCUUCGCCCGGACCCGCAUCCAGCCGACAGGACGCAAAGAAGGUCGGUCGCAACGGCACUACUACCAGCGUGAAGAAUGGGGAAAAUAGCGUUGCUGCGCAGGCUAUCCCUACGCCCAAGCACAUUCCAUGGCUGGAGACGGGAGACAGAGUCAACAAGGCUUACCUCAAGGCCCGUCAGGAGGCGAUCAAACACGGCGGCCUGCGUAACAAGUUCCUCCAGAGCGCGGCCCAAGCGUGGAACCGCAACGAUGCGCGAGCGGCGAAGGCGCUGAGCCUUAGGGGGCAAAGCGAGAAUGAUCUUAUGCGAAAAGCCCAUCGCGAGGCGGCGCGCGAGCUUUACGAAGAGCGCAACAAGACUGGCGCGGCCGGGUGGGAAAUUUACGUGGAUCUACACGGCUUGCACCCGGAAGAGGCGGUAGAGUAUCUAGAGAGGGUCCUCCUGGACAACAGCAAGGAGGUCAAACCGGUAUAUGCGAUUACGGGGACCGGCCACCACAGCAAGUACGGCAAAGAUAAAGUGGGCAAGGCGAUCAGGAACUUCCUCAACGAGUGGAGAUACGCGUAUCGCGAGUUCUCAGUGCCGGGGGAUCGAAACAACAUGGGGGGCAUCCUGGGGAUCGACGCGCGAAGCUGGGACAAGUCGCUGGCUCGGGACGGCUCGAAGGAGAAGGAGGAGGAUGCCAAGGAGGAGGACGAUAUCCUCAGCCAGGGGGUUGAGAUCGGCGACGGCAAGGUUAGGCUCCUCGUCCGAGAGCCUGCGCCUCCCAAGGGACCGAGCGGGAGCAGAGGCCGAUGA
Molecule: messenger RNA, 2205 nt
Organism: Durotheca rogersii
Lineage: Eukaryota; Fungi; Ascomycota; Sordariomycetes; Xylariales; Xylariaceae
Exons: 3
Coding region: 1-2205 (734 amino acids)
Biological process (GO): negative regulation of DNA-templated transcription
Cellular component (GO): nucleus
Molecular function (GO): metal ion binding; RNA binding
Source: RefSeq, a predicted model, not a curated record